AUGGGAGUCACCAGUGCUCCCCUCAAGUCGCCCAUGGGGUCACCAGCAGUGCCCUACGAGCCCGUGCAGACCAUGUGGGAGGCUCGACCACGCAAAUACAAGAGCGUCCUGUUUCAAGUCUGUUCCUUCAUCCUCAUGAUGGAGCUAGCCGAGCGUCUCAGUUACUAUGGUAUCAACCAAGGUCUCAAGAACUUCAUGCAGAAAAUCGGAUGGAGUCUCGUGUCUGCCAGUGCCUUGAAGAGUACCUGGACGUCCAUUUGCUACCUGACUCCGCUGUUCGGUGCUUACCUGGCCGAUGAACGAUGGGGCCGCUUCCGUACGAUCCUGACAUUCGGUAUCUGGUACUGCAUCGGUGACUUCCUCGUGGCUAUUGCAGCCUACCCGACGGUCAUGACGAAUUCUGCUGUUGUGAACCCGAUCUUCAUCAUCGGUUUGUUUGUCGGCAUCGGCAUCGGUACUGGUGCUAUCAAGUCGAACGUGAUCACGCUCGGUGCUGACCAGUUCGACCCGCACGACCCGAGCGAGGUACAACAGAAGGAGACGUACUUCUCGUACUUUUACUUCUGUAUCAACAUCGGCGCUGGCUUCUCGUACGGUUACCUUUCGGUUCUGUGCGUUGAUGGUUCGGCACAGAUUCCCGCCGAAUACGGAUACUUUGCCACGUACAUGAUCUGCGCAGUCGUGAUGCUAUUCGCUAUCGCCAUGCUAUGUGUUGGUUACCCUCGCUAUGUCUUCAUGCCGCCCAACGAUCGUUCCAUUUCGAUGAUGUGCCGUCUUGGCUGGGCCAACGCUCACCAGACCCGCAAUGGCUUCAUCCUCGUUUCGGCCACUUUCUGCUUCCUGGCUGCGUUGGUUGUCAACGUCAUUUCGGCUUUCACCGUCGACAAGGCGGACGUUGGCAACAUCAUGUCGUACAUAGCUGCCGUGCUGGUUCUCGCCGGUAUUGUAGGCUGGGUGUACGCCGGUCAGGACCAAUCCUUCCUGGAUGUGUCUAAGAGCAGCAUGGGCGGCACUUUCGACGACGAGCGUGUCGAGGGGUACAAGAAACUGGUGCGGGUGCUCCCGUACGCCGCCUUCACGAUCAUCUGGAACUGCGCGUACGACCAGACGGAUGCCAACUUCCAGUCCAUCACACAGCAGUGCGACCUGCGUCUCGACAGGAGCGACCCGGACAGCAAACAGAUCCCUGGUGCCAUGCUCGGAGUGUUUGAUCCGAUUGUCAUUGUCAUCUGCAUUCCCAUUCUAGACUCGAUCGUGUACCCGCUGUACACCAAGAGGGUUGGCAAGUCUCCUUCUCAGUUCGGCAAGUCUGCUAUUGGCCUCAUCAUCGCCAUCAUCGGUAUCUUCUGGGCUGGUAUUUUCGAGGUGAUCCGUCGUAACGCCGGCGCCCUCGAAGACGCGAAUGGAGACCCAAUUCUUGAUGGUGGAAGCUCGGAGCCCAUGAACGACAUUUCGUGGGCCGCUGCUAUUCCCAACUACGUCUUCAUCGGUCUGGCCGAGUGUCUGAUCAACGUUACCGCCUACGAUCUCGUGUACUCGAGCGUGCCGCUGUCGUUGAAGUCGAUGGCUCAGGCCGUCAUCCUUCGCUCCCGUCCGACAACCUGA
Messenger RNA from Phytophthora nicotianae INRA-310, 1605 nucleotides. RefSeq lists its product as hypothetical. Gene Ontology annotation, molecular function: transmembrane transporter activity. Bases 1 to 1605 code for a protein of 534 amino acids. The record is from RefSeq and is a predicted model, not a curated record. NCBI's taxonomy places the organism in Eukaryota, Oomycota, Peronosporomycetes, Peronosporales, Peronosporaceae. Gene Ontology annotation, cellular component: membrane. The transcript is spliced from 2 exons. Gene Ontology annotation, biological process: transmembrane transport.